This is a messenger RNA of Striga asiatica, 1482 nucleotides long. The record is from the annotation of a GenBank genome assembly. Lineage: Eukaryota; Viridiplantae; Streptophyta; Magnoliopsida; Lamiales; Orobanchaceae.
GCUCUGUGUAAUGUUCGCUUCUUGAAGAGCAAUCAUCCAACCAUUAAAAUUGGCGUUAAAACUCCACGAACUAUGUAACGCCGUCUUAGUUUGCGGUUUCGCUCGGCCGCUUUUCUUUAAAUUUUUGGCUGCUCGCCGGCCGUUCGUCGCCGGCCAUGGACCGCAGCCUGAAGCGUUUUCAGUUCCCCUUCCUCCUCCGUCCGCUUUAAAUGUACUUCCCCUUUCUCUGUUCACUUUUCCGCAACCUUUUUUGUUUGAUUUCUGGCCGCUGGGCCUUUGUCACCGCGCGCGACCGCAGCCGAGGCAGAGCUUGAAACCAUAAAUCAAUGUGGGAAAAAGGUCCGACCCAUUUCAAAUUUCGACACCAUGUUUGGAGCUCUCUCAUUCUUAUUCGCUUUGGUUUCUUUAAUCCUUUCUUUCUCAAAUGGCUGUGAAAUUGAUGAAGAUAAUAUUUUCAAUGUCAUUGAUUAUGGAGCCACAAGUGAUGGUUAUACAGAUAAUUCAAAGAUUUCGGGGGUGCUUGUUGCCCCAGAUUCACCCAGCUUGUGGGAUGGGAUGGAUGCAAGUCAGUGGUUAGGAUUUACGGAUAUCAAUGGACUCAGUCUUGAUGGGUUCGGGUACAUUGACGGGCAGGGCCAAUCCUGGUGGGACCAGUCAUGUAAAUACCAUCCUGAGUUGAGACAUUGCACCAAAGUGGCUCCGACUGACAGCAGAAAGUAUGAGAUUGAUAUUAAGUAUUGUAUGGUGUGUAAUCUUGAUAAUCAGGCGUUGAAGUUUCUGGGAUGCAAAGAGAGCAGUGUUAGCAAUUUAAACUUCAUAAAUAGUGCUCAGACGCACAUACUCGUGAGGGGCUGCAAAACCUUCGCCAUUCAAAAUGUGAUAAUACGGUCGCCGGGGAAUAGCCCAAACACUGAUGGCAUACAUAUUCAAUCAUCUCAACAAGUCAUCAUAUCCAAUUCUAGAAUAAGCUGCGGAGAUGAUUGUAUUUCCAUUGGUGACCACAUUUCUGAUAUUGAAAUCAGCAGAGUUGAAUGCGGACCUGGCCACGGUAUUAGCAUUGGAAGCUUAGGAAAACGUGGAAAUUACGUACAAGUGGAGAAGAUUCACGUGGCUGAUGCCUUCCUCAAUGGAACCUCGAAUGGAGCUCGAAUCAAAUCAUGGCAGGUCGGAAGAGGAUAUGUUCGAGACUUAACUUUCGAAAAUAUUAGAUUCAACAACGUCAAGAAUCCCCUAAUCAUCGAUCAGAACUAUUGCAACAUCAGGGGCGCAUGCAAGGAGCGAGAAACUGGAGUUCAAAUAAGCAAUGUGAUAUACAAAGACAUAGUUGGGACAUCCUCCACUGAUAUUGCUAUUGACCUCAACUGCAGUAAGUCUGUAGCAUGCUUUGGAAUAUCAAUGGAGUCCGUAUAUUUAUCGGCAGCAAAAAUCGGGAAGAAGAGACUUGGAGAAAUUCACAUCGAUGGUGCUGGGAAACAAACUUGA